AUGGAUAAUGGGACCCAGUUCACAGAUACAAUAUUUCAAAAACUUCUUUCCAGCUUGGGAAUCCAGCACAUAUUUGCCUCGGUGGAACAUCCUAUGGUGAAUGGGCAAGCCGAGACUGCAAACAAGGUAAUCUUGAAUGGGUUGAAGAAAAGAUUGGAUGAACAUCUCGAUUUUUGGGCUGAAGAGGUGUGGUCAGUACUGUGGUCAUACCAAACUACAGUGCACUACACCACCAACAAAGCUUUGUUCAAACUUACCUAUGGUGAAGAAGACGUAAUCCCAGUAGAACUCGGAGAGCCAAGCCCGAGAAUGCUUCUUGGAACAUCGGCAACCCACCAAAGCUUGGACUUAAUUGACGAAGUCAAAAGUAUGGCCAACUUAGUAGAACAAGCUCUGAAGCAAAGAGUGACCAAAAGAUACAACGCAAAAGUCCGACCCAAAAACUUUCAAGAAGGGGACUUGGUUCUAAGGCAAGCCAAUGCCGGAGUACCGGAAACUCGGGGUAAGCUAGCUCCGACCUAG
Arachis stenosperma is the source of this 522-nucleotide messenger RNA. RefSeq lists its product as uncharacterized. The record is from RefSeq and is a predicted model, not a curated record. Gene Ontology annotation, biological process: DNA integration. The coding region runs from base 1 to 522 and encodes 173 amino acids. The transcript has a single exon. Lineage: Eukaryota; Viridiplantae; Streptophyta; Magnoliopsida; Fabales; Fabaceae. Gene Ontology annotation, molecular function: nucleic acid binding.